Messenger RNA from Penicillium maclennaniae, 1230 nucleotides. Its product is annotated as epoxide hydrolase family protein. Gene Ontology annotation, molecular function: epoxide hydrolase activity. Gene Ontology annotation, biological process: epoxide metabolic process. The coding region runs from base 1 to 1230 and encodes 409 amino acids. The record is from RefSeq and is a predicted model, not a curated record. The transcript is spliced from 4 exons. NCBI's taxonomy places the organism in Eukaryota, Fungi, Ascomycota, Eurotiomycetes, Eurotiales, Aspergillaceae.
AUGACUGACCAACGUCAGCCCUACACCAUCUCUGUUUCUGAUGACGCACUUGAAGAGCUCAAACAGCGUCUCACCUACGCACGAUUCCCAAGUCAAUUUGAGUCGCCGGAGCAAGGUCCUUGGGACUUUGGGGUUCCAGCAGAUGAGGUGAAACGUCUGGCAGCUUACUGGAAGGAUGGCUUUGACUGGCGGAAAGCUGAAGCACACUUGAACGAACUCCCGCAGUACCACACGGAUAUUGAGGUGGAGGGAUUCGGCUCAUUGACUAUUCACUUUGUUCAUCAGGUCAGUUCAGUGAAGAACGCCAUUCCUCUACUAUUCAGUCAUGGAUGGCCAGGAUCGUUUAUCGAAGUUUCCAAACUACUACCAUUGCUAAAAGCAGGUGCUGAUCGCCCGGCAUUUCACAUUGUGGCCCCUUCAUUGCCGAAUUUCGGCUUUUCCUCUGGCGUCACUCGUCGUGGGUUUGGUCUUGCCCAAUACGCCGAAACCUUGCACAAGCUUAUGAUCAAGCUUGGCUAUGACAAGUAUGUGACCCAGGGCGGAGACUGGGGAUUCUGGGUGACUCGAAGCAUGGGCCUCUUGUACCCCGAGCAUUGCAAAGCUUCCCACGUCAAUAUGAUCGUUGCCCAGCCUCCACAAUGGAGCAAUACUCCUUUACUGGCGCUGCAACACGUCUUCCAGCCAUACAAUGCGCGGGAAAAAGCAGGUCUUGAAAGAUCUGACUGGUUUGACCGUGAGGGCUACGGAUACAACAUGCUCCAGAGCACCAAGCCACAAACCAUCGGUGUCGCACUUGCCGAUAGCCCUGUUGCACUGCUGGCCUGGAUCUACGAGAAGCUGCACGACUGGACAGAUUCUUACCCGUGGACUGACGACGAAAUCCUCACAUGGGUGUCUAUCUACUGGUUCUCCAAAGCGGGACCCGAGGCUAGUGUCCGUAUCUACUACGAGGCCUUCCAUGCCAAGGCUCCCACGGAAAUUCCAUAUGCCAAGCUUUGGUCUUAUAUUCCGCAUGUGAAGCUUGGCCUAGUCCACCUCCCACGGGAAAUCUCGAUUGUCCCCACCACAUGGGCUGCCACGCUUGGACCGGUUGUUCGACAAAGUGAACAUGACCAUGGAGGUCACUUUGCGGCAUGGGAGGUACCCAAUGUCAUUGUGCAGGAUUUACAUGCAAUGUUCGAGAAAGGAGGCCCUUGUUUUGGGAUCAUUCCUGGCAAGACAGGCUAUUAA